Messenger RNA from Aspergillus sclerotioniger CBS 115572, 534 nucleotides. RefSeq lists its product as uncharacterized. The record is from RefSeq and is a predicted model, not a curated record. The transcript has 3 exons. Lineage: Eukaryota; Fungi; Ascomycota; Eurotiomycetes; Eurotiales; Aspergillaceae. Bases 1 to 534 code for a protein of 177 amino acids.
AUGGGCUCCUCAGCCUCCAAGCCCGUGAGAUCCGCCGCCCAAGCGGCUCGACGGCAAUAUCCCAAACAACCCACCCUCCCAACCUCAAGGCCCAACCUACCAUUCCAAAGAACCCCCUCAACCCAACGCUCAACAGAAUCUGCAAAAACAGCAAUCGACCUCGACGGCCGCGAUCCCGACUUCGCCGCCUCCCUUCGCACCAUCGGCCCCGUGACCCCCAACCCAACAUACUCUCCCAGCAGCACCUUCACGCAUCAACCCGCGCCAACCGUCUUCCCACCAGCCACUAACCCCGCAUUAUUGGUUUUCUCGUCUCGACAGCGCAUUACCAAGGCGGCGGAGCAGGAGGCGGAAGCGAUGGGGAAAAUGGAUUUCCAGGGAAGGGAGUUUCUGGAUGCGUUGACUAUAAGGCAGGUUUUGGCGAUGAGGGAUAGGCAGGGUCUAGGGGAGAGGGAGAUUGAGAGGGUGUUGAGGUUGAAGAAGGGUGUGGUGGGGAAGUUGGGUGUGAGGGGGGUGGUUGGGGAUAUUGGUUGA